Messenger RNA from Papilio machaon (common yellow swallowtail), 1724 nucleotides. It is a transcript of the gene Cth, whose product is annotated as cystathionine gamma-lyase. The transcript is spliced from 8 exons. Gene Ontology annotation, molecular function: pyridoxal phosphate binding; cystathionine gamma-lyase activity. The record is from RefSeq and is a predicted model, not a curated record. NCBI's taxonomy places the organism in Eukaryota, Metazoa, Arthropoda, Insecta, Lepidoptera, Papilionidae. Gene Ontology annotation, biological process: transsulfuration. Bases 181 to 1362 code for a protein of 393 amino acids. Gene Ontology annotation, cellular component: cytoplasm.
CUUUUCAUUUUCAUUCGACACUUUGUUUCGGCCUUGUCAGUACGUGUCAUUGAGUUACUUACUCGCGUAAUUUCGAGCUGUAUUUUAAUUUAAUCCAUAAAGUAUUUCAACUACAUUGUUUCUAAAAAAAGGAAUUUUAUUAUUUUAUCGUGAUUGUUGAAGUGCACACUUUAUCACCAAAUGGCUAGCGAAGGUUUCCUGAACAAAAUAUCUGGUUUUGCUACACUAGCAAUUCAUGCAGGUCAAGAUCCAGAAAAAUGGAACUCUGCUGCUGUAGUACCACCCAUAGUUACAUCUACAACAUUUAAGCAACCUGCACCCGCAGAACAUACAGGCUUUGAAUAUGGUAGAUCAGGGAAUCCUACAAGAAAUACACUAGAAGAAUGCUUGGCUGCUUUGGAUAAAGGGAAGCAUGCUUUAACUUUUGCAUCAGGUUUAGGAGCAACAACUACUAUUGCAUCUUUACUCAGCAGUGGUGACCAUAUUGUGUCCUGUGAUGAUGUCUACGGAGGUACAAACAGAUUGUUUAGACGGGUGUUAGAAAGAUUGGGACUACAGACAACUUUUACUGAUUUCACAAAUCUAGAAUCUGUUAAAAAUGCUAUCAAGGAUAAUACAAAGAUGAUUUGGAUAGAAACACCAACAAAUCCGCUUCUCAAAGUAAUAGAUAUAGCUGCGGUGUCGGCUGUGGCCAAGGAGAAGGGCGACAUAAUAGUGGUCGUGGACAACACUUUCCUAACACCAUACCUACAGCGGCCGCUCGAUUUCGGCGCCGAUAUCGUCGUAUACUCACUGACAAAGUACAUGAAUGGACAUUCUGAUGUUAUCAUGGGAGCAGCGGUUCUUAACGACGAUGCUUUGGAAGAGAGAUUGAGAUUUUUACAAAACGCCAUGGGAGUGGUGCCGUCACCCACAGACUGCUAUUUCGUCAACAGGAGUCUAAAGACUUUAGCUCUUAGAAUGGAACAGCAUCAGAAGUCUUCGUACGUAAUAGCUAAAUGGCUUGAAAACCAUCCCAAAGUUACUCAAGUCUUACAUCCAGGUCUGCCAUCACAUCCGCAGUACGCCAUCGCACAAAAACAGAUGACGGGCCAUUCGGGAGUGUUUAGUUUCAAGCAUGUCGGCGGACUAAAGGAGUCUAGGAAGUUUUUGAGUUCGAUGAAAUUAUUCAUCUUGGCCGAAAGUCUCGGCGGAUAUGAGAGUUUAGCUGAAUUACCGUCAGUGAUGACCCACGCGUCAGUCCCUGAGGAGCAGCGGAACGAGCUGGGCAUCACACACUCACUCAUCAGGCUGUCUGUCGGCCUCGAGGACACCGAGGAUCUGAUUAAAGAUCUAGAUCAAGCUUUCAAAGCUGCUUUCUGAUUAGGGAUUAAAAUUUUUUUUAUAAAAUAAUUUUUAUAGUAAUAUAAUUACUAAGCAUAAAAUUAUUAUCAAGCUAUCGUUAACUGCCGAACCCAAGAAUCAAUUCCGAAGAUCUAUCUAAAAUUGUUAAAAGAAAAUUUAACAAGUUAAAAUGGAUCGAUUAUUUGGUUCGUCCGUUGAAAACCAACAAACCCAACUGACUGACACUAAAGGGAAGUUUCUAACUUGUAUAAAUACAUGUUUCUAGUCUCUUUUUAUCACAGACAAUGAAAGAGAUGGGAUGUACAAGUGCCACGACAGUUUAAACUCUCUGCUAAUAGAAAUACUGACUAAAAUCAGUUAAACAGUUGAAGUUACGAGAG